AUGCGGAGACCUGAAGUGGGCAUGCCACAGCUGGAGAGGGCAGCCUCAGUCCCUGAAGUUCAAGGAAAAAACAAGCCAUUGAUCACUUAUGUGGGGGAUUCUGUUGUCUUGGUGUGUAAAUGCCAACACUGUGCUCCUUUAAAUUGGACCUGGUACAGUGGUAAUAGGAGUGUACAGGUUCCUCUUGAUGUUCACAUGAAUGAUAAGUAUGUGAUCAAUGGAACAAACGCUAAUGAAACAAGGCUCAAGAUAAUGCAGCUUUCAGAAGACGAUAAAGGAUCUUACUGGUGCCAUGCAAUGUUCCAGUUGGGCGAGAGCCAAGAAAGUGUUGAACUUGUUGUGAUAAGUUAUUUGGUGCCCCUCAAACCAUUUCUUGGAAUAGUUGUUGAAGUUAUUCUUUUAGUGGCUAUUAUUCUGUUUUGUGAAAUGCACACCCAAAAGAAAAAGAUGCACACGGAUGAUGGGAAAGAAUUUGAACAAGUUGAACAGUUGAAAUCAGAUGAUAGCAACGGCAUAGAAAAUAAUGCCCCUAGGCACAGAAAAAAUGAAGCUAUGAGCCAGUGAAAGCAAAACAUCGUGUCAAGAGAAAUGGGAAGAUGCAUAGUUUCUACUUCAGCUUUGUUUAUGUUUCCUGUGAAGAAUAUCUGAGUUUUUAUUUUUACAAGGAUGAAAAGUUUAUGCGAUAUGCUCAGCAGUAGUUUUGCAAUAAUACAUGCUAUCUCAGAUCCAAAGAUAUAUUUUCCUUCUGUGAUUAUUUUACAUUAAAGCAAGGUAAAUCGUAUUAAAUAUGUUCUAUGAGCUAUAACCCAGGAUAACUAAUUUCAUCUUGGUCAUCAAGGGAUGCACAGAAGAGAUACCAGCAAAACCAGUUAGUACUACAUGAACUAAUGUCAUUCAAGACCUGUGUAUAACCAAAGAAUUCAUUAAAGAGAAAACUUUUGCCA
This is a messenger RNA of Lutra lutra (Eurasian river otter), 944 nucleotides long. Its product is annotated as embigin-like. The transcript is spliced from 2 exons. Gene Ontology annotation, biological process: homophilic cell-cell adhesion; dendrite self-avoidance; axon guidance. Gene Ontology annotation, cellular component: plasma membrane; axon. Gene Ontology annotation, molecular function: cell-cell adhesion mediator activity. Lineage: Eukaryota; Metazoa; Chordata; Mammalia; Carnivora; Mustelidae. The record is from RefSeq and is a predicted model, not a curated record. Bases 1 to 564 code for a protein of 187 amino acids.